UUUUCACUUUGUUGCCCCAUUUUGGUUGCUUUUCCAUAUUCUUUCUCACCGGAAAUGCUCUUUGCCUCCCUAUGCCCUCAUGUCGUUUAUCUGUUUGUCUCACUAUUAAUUUGCGGGUUUCUCUCAUCUUGUCUAGCAACUAACUAGGGUUCCUCCAUGAACUCUCACAUCCAAUAGUAAUCUCUCGAGAAUUCUCUCUCUCAGUUAGGUGGCAUACUUUUUCACAGAUAUAUUUUAAAGAAUUAACAGAUCUUGAAAGAGCAAGCCUACAACAUUAAGUGUUCUAAGUUUGGAUCAGGGUUUUUGGUUUUUGGAAUUGUUGGAAAAGGUAUGAAAUUCUGGGUAAUUGGUGUACCAUCCAACAGAAAGAGUUGAAAAUUGAGAAAAGUCCAUAUGUACAAUCCACCAUUAGCAAAAGCUACCUGAUCAUGGCCUCUUCUAGCUACUCCAAUUCUCCAUGUGCAGCCUGCAAGUUUUUGAGAAGGAAGUGCAUGCCAGAUUGCAUUUUUGCCCCAUAUUUCCCACCAGAAGAGCCACAUAAGUUUGCAAAUGUUCACAAGAUAUUUGGUGCAAGCAACGUUAGCAAACUCCUCAACGAGGUUCAACCCCAUCAAAGAGAGGAUGCUGUGAACUCUCUGGCCUAUGAAGCCGAAGCAAGGAUCAAGGAUCCAGUGUAUGGUUGUGUUGGGGCCAUUUCAGUGCUCCAAAAACAAGUCCUUAGGCUCCAAAAGGAACUUGAUGCCACAAACGCUGAUUUGAUCCGCUAUAGUGCUUGCAAUGAAAUGCCAAAUCUUGGAGGGAGAUCAAGGAUGUGUAGUGAUGAUGGAGGAGGUGGUGGUUCCUCAUCACUUGCUCACUCCCAUGGUUUCUAUUAUCCUAAUUGGAACAAUGAUCCUUGUGGAAAUAAUAAUGGCUACCCCAGAGGGGAUAUAUAAGACUAUGUGGUUCAUUUUCAAACUCUCCCUAUGCAUCAAUUAAUUAUGAUAUAUAUAUAUAGUCACGUAUUAAAUUUCAAGUUACCCAUUUAGGGUUUUCUUAUUGUAAAGUAUUGGAACAAGGGGGUCUUAUUCUUGUGUAUAUAUGCCUGCCUCUCUCUC
This is a messenger RNA of Glycine soja, 1097 nucleotides long. Its product is annotated as LOB domain-containing protein 25-like. NCBI's taxonomy places the organism in Eukaryota, Viridiplantae, Streptophyta, Magnoliopsida, Fabales, Fabaceae. The coding region runs from base 429 to 935 and encodes 168 amino acids. The record is from RefSeq and is a predicted model, not a curated record. The transcript is spliced from 3 exons.